CUCUGCUGAUGUGAAUAGGUAUUGCAUCUUGACCCGGAAAUGUUUGUGCUGCUUCGAUGUUAAUAACACGUGUUAAAUGUAGCCAAGCAAAAAAAUACGUUUAGUAGAGCCAAGGCCCACAUAAAGAAGUUAAAGCUCUUCCUGAAAACUCACUCCACCUAUUAGCAUGGGGAAAUCGAAGCAGAUAAAGAAUCACAAUAAUGGCAGAAAGAAGAACAUUGCAAAGACAUGGAAGACUAAACGCAGGACCAAGGACCUGGAUGAAAUUCACUCCGACAUGAAACCCGAAACUGCAAGCAAACUGCUCAAACAGCCAGUUGACUUCGAUGUCACAGGAUGUGCACAGAACUACUGUUUACAUUGCGCGCGGUAUUUUGUUGAUCUGAAUUCCAUGAAAGAGCACUUCAAAACCAAAGUGCACAAACGACGGCUGAAAAAGCUCAGAGACGAGCCCUACAGCCAGGCAGAGGCAGAGAGGGCUGCAGGUAUGGGCUCCUAUGUGCCCCACAAAGUCAUGGAGGUAAAGACACAGCCAAUCGAGGAGGAGAUGAAAACUGAAUGAGGAUGAAAUUGGAAACAGACUGCCUUUACAGAACCUCUCUAAAGCUUUGGUGUUGUGGCCAGCUAUUCUGGGCCCAAACAGAUCCUGCCAAUUAUUUAGGCGGGCAUACAGGCCCAAGACAAUUGCAUGUAUUUUUACAUAAAAAAUACAUGAACAUGAUUAUUUCGCAUAUGAUCAAUCGUAUGCAGAGAACAGUGCUGUUCAUACCAGUACAAUAAACUUAGGUGACAUGUAUUCGUUUUAUUUCCAGUAUUUUAUAGAAGCAGUUACAGGAUUGGAUUAUAUGAUGAUUGAGAAGCUUUUGUAGAUCAUAACCAGUCUUCAUUUCAUGCUGUUUUGUCUGUACACAAAAUAAAUGGUUCCACAUUUAA
Molecule: messenger RNA, 933 nt
Organism: Osmerus eperlanus (European smelt)
Lineage: Eukaryota; Metazoa; Chordata; Actinopteri; Osmeriformes; Osmeridae
Gene: znf593
Product: zinc finger protein 593
Exons: 4
Coding region: 167-562 (131 amino acids)
Molecular function (GO): nucleic acid binding; zinc ion binding
Source: RefSeq, a predicted model, not a curated record